AUGCGGAGUCCAUCCCCUCCCCCCAUCAUACCAUCGUCGCCCGAUCUGGCGCAUCAAAACCAACCCGGGCCCUCCAACCCCUAUCUUGCCCUCCCGCCGCCUGAAGACGAGAUCCCGGACCUCGACGAGUUGCCCUCUGAACAACCACCCUCACCCCCACCUACCGCACCUGCUCAUACCAUGUCAGGACACCAUUGCAUCACCCUCGCCGCCAACCCUCCCUAUUUUGAUGGGGACAAAUCCAAAUAUCUGGGCUUUGUAGACUUGUGCACCACCUACAUUGGUGCCUACCGAUCAGAGUUCUCGCAGGAUGAGACCAAAAUCCUCUUCGUCCUCUCCUACCUCCGUAACGAGAACGGCACGAGCUGCGCUGCCUCACGAUGGGCGAUGAACUGGAAGCAGCACAACUUCAAUGGCUUCCAGGGACUGAAGGCAGGAGUCACAUCAAAGAAUUUCCUGGAGGAGCUUCAGAGGGCCUUUGGGGACUCCAAUGCAGAACAAAACAAACGGUCCUUCGCGGACUACAUCUCCGACUUUGAGAUGUUGGCCUCGGAUGCGGGAUACAAUGUGGUUGACACCACCGACGAUAAGGGCGAAUACAAGAAGGGAGACCAAGACAAUAUCCUCAUCGAGUUCCUGGAGCGCGGACUCAGUAGCGAGAUUGCCAGCCGUCUCUACAACACUGGUGUUCCUCUGCCCAAGGCCUAUGGAGCGUUCAAAGCCUGGUGCAUCAACAUCGAGGCGAACGCUCUACGCGAUCAGCUGCGCAAAGCAUCGCACGCACACUCCGCACCACAACCGCCUCCCCAAUUCCGCCCGCAGGCAGCCCCAAUGACACCUGCACCCGCCCCGGCCCGACCCGCUGCCAACGAACCAGUUCCGAUGAAAAUUGAUCGCACCCACACCCGCGGCCGCAAUAUCAUCUGCUACAACUGUCAGCAGCCUGGGCACAUUGCGCGGAACUGUCCGGAGCCAAGGAAGAAGCGCACAUUCUUCAAUCGGGCCACGAUGCUGGAAGAGAUCGAGAACGGGGACAAGGACAACAAGUUCCUCAAGGAGAUUGCUGAGAAGCUGCGCAAGAAGGGUUUUUGA
Messenger RNA from Mycena citricolor, 1092 nucleotides. The record is from the annotation of a GenBank genome assembly. NCBI's taxonomy places the organism in Eukaryota, Fungi, Basidiomycota, Agaricomycetes, Agaricales, Mycenaceae.